AUCCUUUUAAAGCUAUUGCUCGGCCAAUUCGGCUAUGAACAGUACUUCUUCGGUGUAAUUUUCACAUUUGUAUUCAACCAAAUGAUUAGGCAAUUUAAGUUUCCUUUUCUCCAAAUAAUAAUAAUAAUAAUAAUAAUAAUAAUAAUAAGGCAAUUUUCAUAUGGGCAAGGAAAAUAAAACAAAAGGUGAUUCGAGCCACAAAGGGGGGAAAAAAAAAAAGAAAAAAUCCACCUAUAAUGAUUAAAUUUACACUAAAUUCUCCGGUCCAAUUUAGGUUCAGCCAGAGGAAUACAAGUUUUUACACCACUAACCAGCCAGCUGAAUUGCUCACGAGAAAUGUGUUAAGAAAUCCACCACAAGUUGUAGAUGAUAGUCUAAAAGAGGAGAGACACUAUCAAGAGAUGAACCACUUACCGGCAUCUUAAACAACCCAUCAAAUAUGUGGAUCAGUCUCCUCCACUGUUGAAAAGUUGCAAACAUCAAUUGGAGAGAUACACAACAAACCUUUCAAGCCAUCAGUCCAUAACUGCAGUACAAAAUACCAAGAAAAAAAAAAAAAAAAACACACUACCAACAUCCUGGGAGAUGUAGGCAUCUGGUUCCUUCUCACUUCUCAGACUUUAAACUUCCUUUAGUCAUGAAAUCCAUGGGAGACUUAGUAAUAAAAUUGCUAAAACAAGCAGCUUCUUUAGGACAAGCAGCUCACAAAAGUUUGAGUAGACCCACGUGCCAUAUAUCUAAAUGUACAUUUGAGGUGUAUUAUAAAAAGAAAAUGUUGACAUGAACAGGUAUAAACAUUUUUCUUAAUCUUGAUUAUAAAGAGCAUGUUUGAAUAGAGGGAAAUGAAAGGGAGGGAGAGAGAAAUGGAAGGAUUCUCUCCCCACCCUCCCCUGAUUUGAAUAGGUUUUAAUGAAUAAAGGAAUUGAAA
Messenger RNA from Rubroshorea leprosula, 928 nucleotides. Lineage: Eukaryota; Viridiplantae; Streptophyta; Magnoliopsida; Malvales; Dipterocarpaceae. The record is from the annotation of a GenBank genome assembly.